CAACAUUGCCAUUAGAAGACUAAUAAAAUGAUUAUCAUUUUCCAACACUUCACAAAAUUAGUCCGUGCUGCAAAAUAUUCAUCGUCUCAAAUAUGAAGCCCGAAAUCAACUUGAGCAUUAAUAAGACUCGAGUCGAGGCGACGAGAGCAUCAACAUUCAACUGUAGCAAUGGCGGGCACCAUUCAAACCCUAAUGCUGGCACCUCCGUCUCCGCAUACGCCAAGGCUUCUGUUCCGCCAUUGGGCACCAAGUCCACCCGCAGUUCGUCCCCGAAGUUGCUCCAAUCCUUCACUAUCUUUCAAUCACAGCUGCUCAGUUCGCGUUCCUACCAUAAUCAGAGCCUGCAAAUCAUCAAAUCAGGAUGGUGGCAAUGGAAGUGAGGCUGCAAGGAGUUCUGAUUCGGCUAAGGAGGCCGGGUGGGGGAAGCCGUUGCUCAGUUUUGUGGGGAAUAAUUUUCUGCCAUUGGCUCUUAUGGGUGGAGUAGUGCUUGGACUUGCAAAUCCCAGUCUUGGCUGUCUCGCUGAUCGAUAUAAACUGUCGAAAUUUAGCACAUUUGCGAUAUUCAUUAUCUCCGGUAUGACGUUGCGUAAUGGGGACAUUGGCGCUGCUGCAGAAGCAUGGCCAGUGGGAGUUCUUGGGCUUUUCUCCAUCUUAGUAUUUACUCCAUGUUUUUCAAGGGCAAUUGUUCAAAUUCAUCUCCAACCGCAGGAGUUUGUGUCAGGGUUAGCCAUAUUUUGCUGCAUGCCAACCACAUUAUCCAGUGGCGUGGCUCUGACUCAGCUUGCUGGUGGUAAUUCAGCUCUCGCUCUUGCAAUGACGGUGAUAUCAAGCCUUUUGGGAAUUUUGAUGGUUCCAUUCUCUAUCGCCAAGUAUGUAGCCACUGGAGUGGGUGUAACUGUUCCAACCAAGGAACUGUUUAGAAGUCUAGUUACUACCCUUCUAAUACCACUUAUCUUGGGGAAGGUAAAUACUACGUACAUUUCAGGCUUGGCAGACUUUGUUGAUCAAAACCGCCGGCUCUUCUCGAGGAUAUCAGCUGUUCUUCUAAGUUUAGUUCCGUGGAUACAAGUGAGCAGGUCAAGGUCGCUGUUGCUUAUGGUGAAGCCUGCAGUUUUCUUGGUGGCAGUUGGAAUGGGGAUAAUUCUGCACCUCGUCCUGUUAGCCUUCAAUGCUAUCUCCAUAAACAGCCUCGCCGCUCUUUCUGGUGGCGACCAUUCAGUUUUUUCUAAGAAAGAAAAUGCUACUGCUUUUCUGCUCGUUGCGAGCCAGAAAACGCUUCCUGUACUGGUGGCUGUAGUAGAACAGCUCGGUGGCGCAUUUGGCGAAUCCGGACUGCUGGUUCUUCCAUGUGUUGCCGCCCAUUUAGUUCAGAUUAUCAUCGACUCUGUUCUCGUUAAUGGAUGGCUUCGUAAAGAUGCUGCUCCCAAAACGGCAAGGUAGCUUUGAGCAAGUGGAACAGUUAGGAUAUGGUGCAACUGCAAGUAACCCUCAGAAUGAAUUGUUUGUCAAAUAGUUGUUCUUUUACUUGGUUGUAACAGAAAUGACAUGAAAAGGAUUCCUUCUGCAUUCGUGAAAAAGAAAAGAGAGAUUCUUUCUUGAAAAUUAGGAAACGAGAAUGGCUGUCUUACAUUAU
Molecule: messenger RNA, 1633 nt
Organism: Linum tenue
Lineage: Eukaryota; Viridiplantae; Streptophyta; Magnoliopsida; Malpighiales; Linaceae
Source: the annotation of a GenBank genome assembly